AUGAACGCGAUUUUCAACUUCCUGUCAUCACCGCUCAAGCAGCCCGCAGAGAGACCUCCACCCUCCAGCAUGCCACUUACCGCCUCGCGACCGAGUUUGUCGCCUAGAGAGCAACGUCUUGCCAAACGCGCUGCGGAUAGGUUCUCGGAGCCGGCAGGUCGCAGUCCCCGCUCGCGUCUGAGUAACGUUUCUCUUGCAUCCACCGACGAUAACACCGCCGAGAUCUCUGUCGUUAGUCGACGAAGAGAGACCAUCGCCAUGGCCCCGCCGCUGAGUGUCAAGAAGCGCAUCAGCACAUCGACGCGCUCGUCGCCGAUACACAAACAACCAAAGCCCAACGGACCUGUUUCUCGUGUCGCGACAUCAUCGCCCGCCAUCCGAUCUUCGCCUAGAGGGCGAGCAUCGGUUGAACUUGGAGGAUCGUCGCCGGCCUUUGCCACGUCACCAGCCUCAAUCUCUAAGAGAGUUUCCCGUGUCGCGUCGUCGCCCGCAGUUCGAUCCUCCCCUAGAGGGCGAGAACCGGCCGAGCUUGAAUCGCCGGCCCCAAUCCCCAAGAGAGUUGCUCAAAACAGCGAGACCAAGAGUCCUAGAAGGUCCUCCAGGGCCUCGCGGGCAACGGCACCGCAAACAAAUGGGACAGACAAGAUGACUGAGGAACAGCCCGAAGAGGCGCAUUCUGAAGAAGAAGCGGCGCAAGUUGAAGAUGACAAGAUAUACGAAUUCGUGAGGAUUUCAGAUCAUCGCUGGGUCAAGAACGGGAACGAGAACGAGAUCGAGCUUCUCGUGCAGUGGAAGGACGGCGAGAGCUCCUGGGUCUCUGAGGAACUUCUUCAUACCGACAACCGACAGGCCCUAUUCGCGUACUGGCGCUCGCAGCCCGAGGGCCGACCUAAGAACCCCGAAGACGACGAGGUGUACCAAGUUUUCGCGAUUAGAAAGCACCGCGUGCGCAAUGGUGUGCCGCAGGUCCAAGUCGAAUGGCUAGGCUACGACACACCCGAAAACACGUGGGAAGACCAAGACUACAUUGAUGGGGUCGCCCCUAAGCUGGUCGACGCCUAUUUUGACCAAGUCAAGGGCAAAGGCAAGAUUCAGGCCAAGGCUAAGAGCCAGACGAAAAGCAAAGCGAAGCCCAAGGCUCCUGUAAAAACCAAGGCGCCCGCGAAGACCAAAGCCCCGGCAAAGACUUCGGCUCGCGGCGUGACUAGAAGUAGUGCAAGGGUCUCGAAGCGAUAG
Messenger RNA from Fusarium subglutinans, 1236 nucleotides. Its product is annotated as chromo domain protein. NCBI's taxonomy places the organism in Eukaryota, Fungi, Ascomycota, Sordariomycetes, Hypocreales, Nectriaceae. Bases 1 to 1236 code for a protein of 411 amino acids. The record is from RefSeq and is a predicted model, not a curated record. The transcript is spliced from 2 exons.